Lymnaea stagnalis (great pond snail) is the source of this 15455-nucleotide messenger RNA. NCBI's taxonomy places the organism in Eukaryota, Metazoa, Mollusca, Gastropoda, Lymnaeidae. The record is from the annotation of a GenBank genome assembly.
CACAGCUCGCGCCAAAUUAUUUUUGAUAUUGGGUAGGCAGGCCUAUUUUUUUGUAUUCACUCACACUGUAACUUGUAACAAUUUAAUUAACAAAUUAAGUGUAAAGUCAAAGUGUAAAUUGUAGGCCAAGUCAUAGUCUAUCUUUUUUUUCUCUCAUGGCGUGGGUAUCAGUAAUAUCACUUGCUUUAGUCGCUGAUGCACUACAGCAGUGGACACUAUUCACUAGCAAUGACACUGACACUGUCUUCAAUAAAUGGUACUUGAACAUUCUAACCUUUAAAAAUAAUAUAAUAAUAAUUGUAGUUGUAGUAAUAAGUAAUUGAAAUAUAACAAAGUGGUUAUGCCAUGCGCAGCCGACUGCGAAUAACCCUGAGAGUUAUACGCAGUCGGCAAGUCACGUGAGGUCUAUAUUCUUCCUGUGUUAUAUUAUCCAUCGAUAAAGAUGCUUCGUUAUCAGGGUGGCUGUGUGGUGGAAUGGUAUAAACUGAGCGAACCUCAUGUUGGGGUCAGGAGUUCUCAGCAAAUGCCAAUCGUGAAUGUGUUAUUAAGUUAGUAAGUUAAGUUUGUUCUCGAGAAUGAAGCUAGGGAUUUUGUUUAACUUUUGUUGUGGCUUAAAAAAUGUUAAAACAUGAUAAGAAUUAUUAACUUGACUAAUGUAAUGUUAAUAAUGUUAUUCUUAUGAUUAUCAUAAUAUAUGUUUGUGUUGUUAACAUAUUUUUUUGUGUUGUUAACUAAUGUUGUGGCAGAUAAAAUCAUGUUUCUCUGGUACAGUAAUAUAAUCAGGAGUGGUCAGUGGAGAGUAGCAGAAACAAAUAGCUGUAGGGGCAGGGGGUUCUGCACUUUAAUUAAUACUUUCACACAGUUAUAGUUUUGCAUGGAAGCUGAAAACUGUUACAUUUAGGUUACCAAAUAAAAAAAUUAAUGAUAUAAUUUUUUAAAAAAAUUAAUAGAAUGUAUUUCCUGAAUUAGUCAGUAAAACCAACCACAUGACAUGGUCAUAGCAACAUAUAAAAACCUAAUCAAUCAGAAUACAGAACUAGACUUGGACCAUGGAAAUGGCUUUUAAAAAAUCAUCUUCUUAGGCUUAGACUUAGACUCUAAAGUCUAAGAAAUGUAGACUUUGACUUAGACUUAUAAUUAUAACAUAUAAGAUACAAGCAAUAAUACUAAUAAUAGCACUAAUACUAAUACUAUUACUAUCAUUCAAUAUUAAUUAAAAUUAAUUCAAUUAAAAUUUUACGUUAAACACAUUCAAAGUUCUAGUUCAAAACAACCCAUCAUGCAGCUAAUUAUGCAUACUUUUUUAAAAAUUGCCAAACUAGCGGUAAUAAACCUUAUUUGGCUAAUUCCCAGCCGACUGCGUAUAACCCUAAGUUAUACGCAGUCGGCUGGGAAUAACUCGCAGGGUUAUGCGCAGUCGACUGUGUAUAACUCUCAGGGUUAUGCGCAGCCGACUGUGUAUAACGCUUCUCUAUUUAUAAUCCAUACCAUAUUAUAGCCGUUAACCUAUUGACUUGGUGACUUAGCCUACUUUACUAUUUAGUCCUACUAUUGAAUUUGUAAAUAUUUUAAUAUCAUAAUAUCAGUAUUAACUAUUACUAUUAGAAUUAGUCUUGAUUAAGACAUUCUUGUUUUUCCCAAGACCAAGUUGCCCUUCUAAAUCCCACCCAUGCACAUACCUACCUGGGUAAAUGGUUGUCUUAUUUUACAUGUUACAUAUAUUGUUCUAGGUAUUUUUUGUGUGUGGGUGUUUGUUUUUUUUAUGUUUGCCUAUUCAUGAUGUGCUAAAUUAUAACUUUUGUAUUUCAGUUCAAUAGUGCUGGGUACAUAAUUCAUAUUUUCCAAGUAUGAUGGAGGGUGACAGCCUUCUAGAUUCAACGUCUGAAGACCAUGCACACACAUUUAACAGUUGGAUAAAAUGUAGAGACCAACAGAUUAAAUUAUUACUCUCAUUAUUUGGCAAGGUAAGAGAGUCCUUGCUUAAAUAUAUUCACAUGAAAUCAAAAGAUGUGAUUUUUUUUGAUUGUCUUGAUAUCAUUCUAAAUUGAUAAGAAUUGUACAGGAUAUUAACUAUACAGAAAAACAUUAUUUUAAUGCUUAUGUAGCUGCAUCUUAGACACUGACCAUGUCACACAAAAAUUAAAACCAGUAGGAAAAAAGAGAUAAAUAUAAUAAUAGUAGGAACAGAAACUUGAACAUAUCUGUAAUGAUAAAAAUUUAAUGAAAUCAUUCAGAUUCACACAAUUUCCGAGAUUCUAUUUAAAACUAGAUUUAAAUCCAAUAUGUAUGUAGAACUAUAAGUUUUUGAUUUCCAAAAACUAAUUGAUGGUUUCAAAAAAAAGACUUAUCCAUCAAAAUAGUAGUUUAACAGGUUACCAUGUAAAUGCUAAUUAAUUGGUGCAACUAUAAUUGUAUGUGUUUAAAUGGUUUGUAGUCCUACUAAGAGAAAUGUCCAAUAAUGUUUAUUUCAUAUAUUUUCAGAGACAACACAUGACCCCUGGCUCACUGUUCAUUUAUGGCCACACUGGAACAGGAAAAUCUCUUGUUGUUCAGACGUUGCUUUCAAAGAACAAGGCUUGUAUAUUUUUAUUUUCUGAUGAGACAUUUUAACAAAAUGGAAAAUACUGUUAAAAGAAAUUGAAUAAUCACUAUGUCUAUUUGAUUGUAAACAUAUGAGGCUAGACAGCUUUACUUAAAAGUCUUCACAAUUUUAAAUAAUCCAUUUCUAAUCAACUUAUAUAAAGAACCUUUUUUUAAACUCUUAAGGCGUGCAUUAAUUGAAGACUUACUUGAAUUUUAAUUUGCUGCAAUAUCUCAAAAAGCCUCUGUUCUGGCCUAUCCUCCAACGUCACCUUUGAAUCUUAUAAAUAUAUAUGAGGGGCCGCAAAAUUUGAAAUUUUUUAAAAGAAAAAAAAGUAACUUUCACAUUCUUUAAUCUGAAUUUGAUACAGUAUUCUAAUUUCAAUUUAAUAAUUAUAUUGAUUCUUUUUAAAUAUGAAUAAAAAUUCACCCUCUCUUUCAGCUACCUUAUAUUUGUAUAAACUGUGUGGAGUGUUCAAGUCCCAGAUUUUUAUUUGAACACAUUCUUAAUAAUAUGCCACAUGUUUCUCAUAACUUUGAUUCACCUAACUCUGCCACAUUUGAUGGCACUGACAAUGAUGAAUAUUUACACUGUGAUGACAUGACAAGUUUUAUUCACCAUUUAGUGAAAAUUGUACAAUCCUCAGACCUAAAGAAUGAAACACUUUACAUAGUAAGUACCUGUAUUAUUUAUCACUGUCUCUUAAAUCUUAAUGCUGAUUGCUUUUUGGAAUGCAGUGGUAAUUUAUAAAUUAAAAUAAUGAGAAAUCAGUUGUUUUUAUACAUGAACAAAAUAUUCAUCUAAUAUUAAAUUCUUAAUUAUUGGCAAGAACAAAAUAAGUAAUAUGUUAUUUCAAAAAUUGUAUAAAGGGUUCUGCUUUGAAUAAAAAAAAAAUAUUUAUUUAUUUAUUUAUUGAGGCAUUUUUUAUAUAGCGCUUACCUUAAAGCUCUAAGCGCUUAAAAACAUGUAAACUAAGUAAAAUAAAAAAUUUUGUAUUGUACAAGAUCAUUGUUAUUAAAAAUUAAUUUGCCUCUAAGGUAUUUGACAAGGCUGAACGGCUUCGGGAUGCACAUACUGUUCUACUGCCAGCAAUAUUGCGUCUUCAAGAACUGGUAAGCUCAUGGUGAAUUAUAUCAAAUUAUGACAAUGUGCAUGGGAGAAAAAAUUAAUUAUGUUUUUUUUUAAAUAAUUUUUAUUAUAAUUUUCAAGAGCUUCUCUCUUUUUUAAAUAACAUUCUUCUAUGUUUAGUCAGGUCUGAACAUCUGUAUUAUCCUGAUAUCAGAAAUUGUGUGGGAAAAAUUUCGCUCUGGAACUGGAUUUUGUGAGCCAUAUAGUAUUCAUUUUCCAGAUUAUAACAAACGUAAGUCAAUUUACAUGAUGUAAAAAAUACAUUUUUUUUAAAGGCAUUCAGUGAUUCAGUCAAAAGCUCCAGCAUUUUUUACACUUUUUGCUGACACCUUAAAUAAAAUGUGUGCAUCAUUCAGUUAAAAGUGAUGCUAUGAGGAAGAUGGGGUAAGGUGGAGAAUGUUGUUCUAGUGAAGAAACCAUAUGAUUUUUUUCACAUUGAGUACAUAAGAAAAAAUUUUGCUGCUUCUGGCAAAGAAAAGGCAUGUUGCAUAUAAUGUUGACUAUUUCAUUUUUCAGAAGAAUUAAAGGAAAUUAUGUGUCUUGAUGGGCCAGCCACAAGUGAGAAAGAUCUUUAUUCAUUGUAUGUCAACAUUGUGCUUUCAGUCUUUCAUAUGGUGUGUCGCGAUCUUAGGGAGCUGCGUCAUGUUGUAAGACCUUUGAUCAAAUAUACCAUUUCUGUAGAUAUAUCUUGUUAUACCAUUUCUGUAGAUAUAUGUUGUUAAUAUAAUAUAUUAAACAGAAAUGAGAACUUAACAAAAAAACACAUUAAUUUUUUUUUACCAGUUACUGUUGUGAUCAACAAUUUUUAAUGCAAAAUCUAACUGUAUUUCCUGUUUUCCAGUUACCUCUUUUUAAAUUCCUUAAUUUUGCAUUGUCUUUCCAGGCUCGCUUAAAUUAUCCUUAUUUUAUUGAGCCAGUAAACAAAGGGGAAGCCACAGCAGCCAAUGCUAAGAAGUUGUGGAGAAAUAUUGAGCCCCAUUUAAAGAUAGCUCUGAAGAGUGUUUAUCUGAGGGAAGUGUCUAGGUAAUUUCUUCGUUGUAAAAUGUUAUUGAAGCAGACAAAAUAUAUAUGCAGCCCCUCGAUGACAAUAAAGAUUUCUAUGUGGCCCUCUGUAGAAAAUGUUUGCCCACCCCCGUCUUAGCAUAUCCAAUGUAAACAAAGUAAAUUUUAAACAAUUCUGGCUUUGAUAAAAAAUAAAAUAACAAAUAAAAAAUAUACCCUUGAUGCCAUAAACUGGAACAAGAAGUUAAUAUCAGUAAGCUUAAAUACUUAUUUACAAUAUUUAUUAAGUCCACUAUUACAAUAUGCCAAUGUAAAUAUAUUUUUUUCCACUAAUCUCACAAAAUUUGAGUGUGUUUUGACUGUCGUAACAAAGAAAAAAAUCUUACCACUUACAGUGAACAUUUAAACAGGCGAAAAGACACAAAAUCUUCAGCAGUCAUGUCUUCUUCUUGUUUUUAUCAGGCUGUUAUCGCUUUGUGACUUGAAAUGCAAUCAUUGGACUAUAAAUGUUGAGACUUUUUUUGUGUGUCAUUUUGUGCUAUCAGCCUUCAGUAAAGUUUCACAGAAUUAACAAAUGGCGGAUGAAAAUCCCAUCUGAACAGAAACUAAACAGGAUGCACUGACUAAAUUUUUAAAAAUGAAAAAAAUCUAAAUUUAUGAUUAAAAAUUGAUAUUGUUAAGAAAUUUAUCCACAAAAUUAUAUUUCCAUGUUAAAAAUAACUGUGAUAUGUAAAAUGGUUUGAAAAAAAUCAAGUUAUAAAUAAUCCAUCGGUCACUCGUGGUCAAAAAGUCAAUAUACUUACUUAAAACGUACGUUGAGAGUUAAGAGGACGUUUUGGUUGGAUGCCUUCUUCAGCAUCCUAUUAUACAAUUAAAUAAAAAAACAGAUACAUUUUAAACAAAAUAUUUUUUUAAGAGCUCAAAGACAAUGUUCAGAACAGACAGAAUUUUUUUUAACCUGCUACCAGUACCUCUUAAAUAUGAGGAAAUACAGUGCUUACAGCUGGUCAAGGGGCUGCCAUAAUUCUGCUUCAAUCAGCAGUAGAUUAGAAUUACAAUUUGUUUUCCUUGAUUAUUUUGUCUAAAUUAUUUAUAUAUUAUUAUAUUUUUAGCAGAUUAUGUAGUUGUCAUAACUGUUUGCUAUUUUAUUUUAGCUUACAAUGGAAACAGAUGCAGCAAGCAGAGCUUGAGAAUCCAGAUUCUGACUUUGCAAAAGGUUGUUAAUUAGAUUUUGUAACAAAUUUAUACAAGAGUCAAUUAAUUUAAACCCUCACUCAAUGGGUGGUUGUCUUCCGUUUUAAUAUAUUACUGUCCAUAACUAAAGAAUUCUUUAAGUCAAAUGGUCAUACAAAAGAUUAAUGCCUUUUUUGUGUGUAAAAGUAAUUCCUUUCAUUGAAUUUUGUCAUUAAAAAAUAAUUACAAAGAUUGUCAUAAUUUUGGAAAAAAAAGUUGCAAAUCUAAAAUAAAUAUCCUUUCUACUUAAAACAUCUAAAAAAAACAUAAAUUUCAACAAUAUUAUUGCUUAGCAUUUAUUAUACCUACUGAUUUGAAAUCUUUAUUAAAUAAUAAUUAAAACAUUUGCUCAACUAUAGCAACUCCAUCAAGGUCUCACGUUGAACUUCCGUAUUAUUCCAAGUAUUUGCUCAUUGCUGCUUACCUGGCAUCCUACAAUCCUAUGAAAUACGACAGGAGAUUUUUUGCUAAGGUAAAUUUGUUUUUAGUUUUUAAGCAUCCUACCGUUUCUAGGAGAUAAUGGUGUGGUUUUCAUAUCAAUCAUGAUCAUGACUCAAGGAUGGUUCAUGUGAAGUUAGGUCAAAAUACUUUCACCGUAACUGCUGUUAAUUAAAAAGAAGACUAAUUAAAAUUAGAAAGUAUGAUUAGGAAUUAUUUUGCCAUGGAGAUCAAACUUGAACAUGAAUGCGGAUGUUUUAUUGACAUCCUUUUUGUGCACUUAUGGAUAAAUUUUAUUUUUCAUGAACAGCCCACUUUCAAAAAGUGGUUUUUGAACUACAGAUUGUUUUAAGUCAUUUUGACGUUUUGCUUUGGUGAUACUUUAUUUUAAUUGAACAUGGAGCAAUAAAGAAUUAAAAUUAUAUAGAGACUAUAGUUUAUAUUGCCAAGUUAUUUAGAUACUGUCAUAUUUCAUUAUUUUUUUAAGAUUGUGGUGCAGAGGUUUAAGUUGGUAUAGGGAUGUGUAAAAAUUAGUGUUCGUUUAUGGGUUGAAAUUUUGGGGGAGAGGGAAAGUAUAGAAGAAAAAAAGUAACGCAGUAUCGUUUCCAUUUUACCCUGGGUAACAUCUUCUAGAAUGUUUAUAAAAUUCAGCUUCACUAAGAGAAAAACAUGCAUCAUUGACAAAGAAUAUUUUUUUCAAAUAUGUUUGCUAGCUUAAUAUUAUUUAGGUUGUAAUAUUUCUCAAACACUUUUGGCUCUAGUUCUUAAAAUUUAUUUAUUUUAGAAUUCAGGCAAAACCUCAAGAAGAUCUAAGCUUAUCAAAAAGAAUGAACGAGUAAGUAAUAAUUUUGUAUUUGCUUAUUUGUGAUACUGAAAUAAGAAAAGUCAUGCCUCCUCUUAAACUUUUAUGAAAGGUUGUAUUAAAGCUAUUUGUGAAAAUAUUGUUACAAUUUUUAUUUGUGUAAACUCUUUUAUGCUAGCUUUUAUUAUUAUUUAGCUAAUGUUUUAAUAGAAUUGAAAUCAAAAGUAUCUUAAUCAGCAAACUAGUUAAAGAGACUGGUAACAUAGUUUUUUUUUCUUAACUUAUAUUAUCGAAAUGAUUUUUAUUACCAGGCUAGCAAUCAUCUGCUUGGGCCAAAAGUGUUUCCUAUUGAUCGCUUGAUGGCAAUAUUCUACUCCAUUAUUGAAGGAAAUAUCACACCUUCGGCUCAAAUUUAUGUUCAGGUUAGUUAACAUUUUAAAUGCAAAUUACAUAAAAAUUGAGUACAUAACACUUUAGAACAGUGUUGAAGUGCUCAAAAUGGCUCCAGAUAUCUAAGCAAAUCAUAAAUUCAAUAUAAUUUUAAAAAACAGAUUACAAUUAUCCUUAUUUUAAAGUAUUUUCCAGUAAAUUUUUAAAGAAUUGUUAAUGAUUUAUUGAUUAAUUAACUCUGUACAGGCCAAUAUUAGAGAAAUCUGUAGUUUUCACCGGGUGAGAUGGGGGGGAAUCGUAACUUUUUUUAAAAAAAAUAUUUAUUUUUAAUUUCGUUAAAAAUUAAAAUUUAUAUUGUUAUAAAAAGGAUUUAAGUUUUAAAAAUUAAAGUUUUUAUUAUAAUUAUCAUUUUUUAAAUAAAAUUAUUUUUUAAAUUAUCGUGACCGAGACACAUACGUCAUCCAUUUUGUUUUCUUGUUGCGACUCAAAUGGAGCUAGAUCAGUGGUCGGCAAAUCGCUGCUCGCGAUAGCGACCUGAGUGCGUCUCAACCAAUCGGCCACAAAUCCGUUUUGAUUCAGAAAAACAUGGUUCUUGACUGGUUCUUGAAAAGAAAUUUGGCUCUCAAAAUAAUUUUAAUCAUCCUGCUGCUGAUUUUUGCUCUUUUGAUUAAUGAGAUUGCCGACCACUGAGCUACCUGCUUCAAUAAAAAAUAAUUUUAAAAUCUAAAAUACUUGACUGAGAUGAUACCCUAAGUGACUCUUCUGAUGAUUGGGAUACAGAUCAAUAUGAAAAAACAUCAGAUGAAGAUGUGGAUGUUUUUUUACCUAGACAAGCACAGUGUCAAACAAUGUAAGUCUAGGUAUUUACUGAAUUAGGCAAAUAAAAUUAACAUUUCUAAAUAAUCUGUACAACAAAAUACAUUGUGCAGUUAAAUAAUAGGUUCCUAGUAAUAGUUUUACAAUAUUGUACCGGUAAUGAUAAUUUUUAUUUUCCAAUCGUGUUUUGGCUUAAAAAAAUGUGUAAAAAGCGUUAUUUUACACAAUUUGCCGAUUAAAAAGCUGAUUUUAGUUUUCAUUGUUUUUAUCAUUUGCCUAACCCUGAGUAAAUAAUGCAGACCUGUUUACUCUUACGAUUUUGGCGUACAAUGUACGAUUUUGAGAUGUCUUUUACGAUUGUACGCCGAGACCCGCCAAAACUAUGAUUUUCAGAGAGCCGGUGAAAAAAAAAAAUUUUCCGAUUAAAAUUCGUUUGUUGAAGUUUUAGCCUUUUCCAAUAAAAAUCUGGCAGUGAAUGAAACGAGAAAAACGAUUGGUUGUAUUUUUUUUUAAAGUUGGGGCCAUCCUUCAUUAUAUUAUGUGCGCACUGAAAGGGGAGGUGGGGGUUGUUAAUGAAGGAGAGCUGCGGCAUACAGGACACAUGGGUGGGGGUUGGUCGGAGUGUCAAAGGUUAUAAAAAUAUCACCGCAAAGUAUCGUAUUGAUGGUGAUGAUUGUCAUAGUGUUGCUUUGUGUGUCACACUGACCUAGUUAGCUGCGUCACCGGUAAUAUUUAUACUAUUCACUGCCAUCCCCUUUGACUGCUACCCAGCGUGUGACGUAGUUUUGUUCCCUUGAACCGCGGCGAUUGUGAAAACGGGGAAAACUAGAGACGAUAUGGUUUUAAAAUAAAAUACAUGAUCCCACUGUUACUGCACUGGAACGUUGGAUGUGGAAUUUUUUUCAGGGAGGGGGGGGGGGGGGGGGGGGGGUUGUGCCCAGGGAAAUAAUUAUGUCACCAGCACGGAAAGACGAAUUACUGACUACAGUGUGUUAUCAAUAUGUCAUGUUCAAUUUUACAACUACAGCGAUCUCUUAUGAAAACACAAAGCAUUAGUAGCUUAUAUGAGUAGGCAUGUAUGCUUACUGCGAAAUAUUGUAAUAUUUCUUAUAGCCUUGAUAAUAUUAAUAAUAAAAGGCCUAAUUAAAAUUCACAGAUUUUUAGAUGACAGUUGGCUCUAUAAGAGACUGUCAGGAUAAUUAUUGUAUGCAUAAAUGUAGGUGCAGUCUAUUUACCACCCCCCCCAAUCAAAUCUGUCAUACAAAUCCUCAGCGUGUACAUAAUACGUAAUAGUUAGAUGGCCCUUUGUUUUACGUAAUAGUAAGAUGGCCCUUUGUUUUACGUAAUAGUAAGAUGGCCCUUUGUUUUACGUAAUGGUAAGAUGGCCCUUUGUUUUACGUAAUAGUUAGAUGGCCCUUUGUUUUACGUAAUAGUAAGAUGGCCCUUUGUUUUACGUAAUAGUAAGAUGGCCCUUUGUUUUACGUAAUAGUAAGAGUAAGAUUGCCCUUUGUUUUACGUAAUAGUAAGAUGGCCCUUUGUUUUACGUAAUAGUAAGAUUGCCUUUUGUUUUACGUAAUAGUAAGAUGGCCCUUUGUUUUACGUAAUAGUAAGAUGGCCCUUUGUUUUACGUAAUAGUAAGAUGGCCCUUUGUUUUACGUAAUAGUUAGAUGGCCCUUUGUUUUACGUAAUAGUAAGAUGGUCAUUUGUUUUACGUAAUAGUAAGAUGGUCAUUUGUUUUACGUAAUAGUAAGAUGGUCAUUUGUUUUACGUUGACAAGGUGCGGCUGGGGGGGGGUAUAAAUAUUUAUACAACUUUUUAAUGUUUAUUUUGCGUACCACAUAUGUUAUGCAUGAAUGUCACAUUUCCCAAACAGCUUUGGCGUUCAAAUUUGGCUACAUUGACGGGGUGCACAUUGCCUGAUUUUAAUGUUACCAUUAAUGGAAUCAGCUAUCCUUUUUAUUUUCGGUCCCCUAGUUUAAUUUACUUAGUGAGUAUUUUACGAUAUGGCCUCGACAAAAAGAAAUGCACGCGAAACCGAUGACGAAGAAGAAACUUCUACUUCUACCGAUAAACAUCAGCUUCAACAAAAGAUAAAGAAAGUUGAUAGUCUUGCUUGAAUAUGAGACACAAUUUACUGUGUUGAGGUCUUCAUAGAAGGGUCCAUCAUACGCACUGCACAUUCUGCAGUAGCAAUCAGAGGCAAAAUGAGUUGUGUGGAUUUAGGAGAUAGUGUGUAUGGUGCGGGUCUAAAUAUUUAAAUCUAUAAAAUCAACUCCACCACCUACAUUUUAGUAAUGUCAGUUUGUGGGGUGUGGAAAGGGCGGGGGGGGGGGAUAUUCCUCGGCAGAAAGUAGGCCUACAUGCGGUAUUUAAAAAUACUACAAUAUUCAGCCCGAAACUCUGAAAAUCCUAAAAUAGCACAUUGAUAUUUACCAGCCUACGUUUGCAGGAAUUACCGUCGUGAUGUUGUCAAGAUGUAUUUUCACAAAUGAACUUGCUAGCUAUACCUAAACUCAGUAUUAGAGAAAUUACAGUAAUGUUUAGUCCAUCGAAUGGUAAGGCCACGUGUUACGUAUAAUUCGGUGGGCUACGCCAGUGGUUCUAAAAUUUUCGUUUCCCUGCGCCUAUGCCACACUACGUUUUCACCAGGCUCCCUGUGUUGAAUUCUAUCAUGUACAAUUCGAAAUAGCGAAUACACAAAUAAAAUAAGGGUUGGAUAAAAAUAAAUAUAACGUGUAUGUAGGUCACUGAGCGCCAUCUGGAACUGCAAACAGCAAUUGCUUAGUGGGUUACUGUUUGCACCACGACCGAAAGUUGUCACAUUGGUUUAAAAGUGAAAAUAAAAUAAUGAAUUCUUAAAAAUAUUUCGCAACGCCCCGAUGAGGAAGCCGCAGCCACCGAGGGCAACGAGCACCCAAGGCGAUGUGGCGUUUAUUCUGGGAACCACUGGGCUGAAUCACCAGUAGUGAAAACCCGUGUCACAUUUUGUUUACUGUAACAUCAUAAUAUACAAUGGAUUUUGUUAAGUUUAUGGGGGGGGGGGGGGGGCUGGGCUGGUGUUUUAAAGCUCACUGUAACAGACACACAAAAAGGGGUGGGGGGUCCCAAUUCGUUACCGGGUAAUUCAUUCUUAUUUUAAUACAUUUUAUUUUUAUGCUUAUCUGACGUCAAGUUUUAAUAUGUAUUAGCCGAUACACGUCUGCUAAACAAAGUGACCGCAGUUUGCCGUUAACGUCAGUCAUCUACUGUUUACCUACAGUUCCAUAUUUUGACGCCAGCUCAGCUCGAUUCCACUGAACACGCUAUAGGAGUAGUUAUUGUAUGCAUUAUAUUUACUGUAUUUUUAUUUAUUUACUAUCAAAUACUGCAUUGUACGAUUUUGAGAUCAUAUUGUACGAUUUUAGGAGUUUGGGGGUAAACAGGUCUGAUAAUGGAAGUUAUUAAUUUAUUCUUUUUAAAAUAUGUUAUUAGGUAGUUUAUUUCAUAUAGCCUUAUAGUUAUAUAAAAAAAGAUAAUUUUUAAAAAAAUUCUCUAAUCAGUGCAGAUAAUAAAUUGCCAAUUGAUUUGGAUUGAAAAAAACAUAUAAAGAUGUUAACCAGGGACUCCCGCAGGUCAUAACUAAAUUUAUCCACAAAAGAUAACAUGGUCUCAAUAUUCUGGAAUCUGAAAAGCAGGCAACAAGAAAUUAGAUACAAAAACUGAAAACUCCAGGUAAGAAAAAUUUGAUACUGUAAUUGCAGUACUAAUGAAUGAUAAUAAAGGCUAUUGGCCUAAUAUUUAGAAUUUUAUGCUUGCAAAAAAAUACGUCCCUUUUCUUAUCCUAAAAGUAUAUAACAAUUUGUAUGGACUAUUGCAAUGCUCUCAUGGUGGGUCUUCCAGCUACGCUCCUGGAUAAAAUUCAAAUAGCACAGAAUAAUGCGGCUCGCAUUGUUCUCCGCAAACGCAAGUUCGACCAUGCAAAAACACUUCUGAGAGAGCUGCACUGGCUGCCGGUGCGUGCUCGCAUAGAGUACAAGAUCGCAACGUUGUGCUACCGCUACUUACAUGACCUGGCGCCGUCCUAACUGAAAGAGCUGCUGACGCCUUAUGUACCCACUAGAGAGCUCCGCUCAUCCGAUAGUGGCAAACUCUCGACACCACGUGUUUGCCUUGAGACUUACAGAAAGCGCACUUUUGCAUUUGCUGGUCCAACAAUUUGGAACGCCCUUCCUGUCGAUCUCAGACACAACCAGACACUGGAGUCCUUUAAAACAAAUUUAAAGACACAUCUAUUUCGCAAACACCAUCUGGGAUGAUUGUCAACCUUAUUUUCCAGUUAAUGCAUAAUGGCUGUGUUGCUUAUUGUUGAAAUGGCUAGAAAGACUUUGCCAUUGUAUGCUUGUAAUUAGUUUUUGUAGUGUUGCGUUUGUUUUAAAUGUGGUAAAUUAUAGAUUUGUUUUUUGUUGACUUUGUACCGCGCUUCGAGCCUUUGGGGAUGAAGCGUGUUUUUGAAAUGAACUUUAUUAUUAUUAUUAUUAUUAUUGCUAUAAUAUUGUUAUAUUUGUGUUAGAUCGAUAAAUUCUGCUUUUUUGUCAUGCUAACCUGCAAUUUACAAAUAAAGUAUUUAUCGUCCACGGGAAAUUUCUUCAAACCCUUUUUUGUCAGGAGAUCAUGUUGAAAAUUUGUGACUACAGCAAUGCUUAUGCCAACCUCAUGAGAGAAGAAAAACAGUAUCUCUAUACUUACUGGAAGAAAAUAACACCUACAGAAUUCUACCUUUGAUUUUGUUUACUUGUGUACAUGAGCCUUAUUCCAUGCUGUUGUGUUACUGACUUGAAAAGAGAUAGUGUCAGACUGACUCGUAGACUGUGUUUGUAUUUGUUUAGGCCUGAUUUAGUCAUGUAAGGUAUUAUUUUAUGCCUGAUUUAGUCAUGUAAACUCUAGCUUUAUUAUUAUUAUUUUCUACUUAUUUAAUUUUUAUUAAAAUUUCAAUCAUUUUUUUUUUAAUUAUACAAAUUAGUAGUUAUAAUGUACUUAAAUGUAUUUGUAUUAAAUAUGGACUUUUCAAUAUUAAAAAAUAGGUUUUAAGCUUUGUAUUUGAAUAAUUCUGCAUGCUAAGAUCCCAUGUCUAGUUAUAUGUAAAAACACUAUUUACGCAUGUUUUGUAAAAAGAAAACUAACCUUUGUAUUUGUAAAAUUCUUUUAAUUUUAAUUUGCUGAAUUAGAUUCCAAUAAAUAUCAAACUAUUUCUUCCAUAGGUUUUUCUUUUCCUUCUUCCGUGAUGUUGUUUGUGUAAACAAGUUGCUAAAAUGUAAAAUGAUUUUCACAUAUCAAUCAUGAUGUAAGAAAACACACAAUCAUUUUCAAGCACAUUUUAUAAAAUUUCUAUCCCCAUUCAUUUGUGAACUAACAUGAUGGGUUUUUAAUAACUAUUGACCUAAAAAAAAAAUGAAAAGAACAACAAAAACAUUGGCCUGUACAGAGUUAAAUUAAACUUAAAUGGGUAGACAAUUACGUGUGAUAAACUGCGAACACUUUCCUGCCUAAUGCACCAAAAGUGCUCUUCUAGUUUUCUACAUGAGCCCACACAGUAAUGGUCGCUAACUUUCACUUCUAAUUUAUAAUUUAAAGUUUUUCUCUAUAUAUAACUUUUUAAAAAGCCAUAUUGCUUAAUAUAAUCCUUUUUUUUAAGUAGAUUGUAGUAUAGUGUUCAAGUACAUGUAGUAUAGUGUUCAAGUACAUGUAGUAUAGUGUUCAAGUACAUGUAGUAUAGUGUUCAAGUACAUGUAGUAUAGUGUUCAAGUACACUUGAAGAUGUCAUUAAAUUUUGCUAAGUCAUUUUUUUUUUCUUCUCCAGAUCAGUUCAUUAGUAAGUCUCCAUCUGUUAACCCAGGUGGGGGGUGAAGACAGGAUAGCUACUCCAAAAUAUAAGUGUAUGGUAAACUUGGACUUCAUUAGAUCUAUAGCUAAGUAAGUCUUUGAUGUUGUCAAUCAAAAUCAUAAUUUGGGAUCACAACAGUUAUAAAUUCUUUAAAUUUCUUUUAAAAAAUAACGUCAGCCGCAAAAAUCUAAACAGAAAAAUGGCUAAUUGAAUUUCUUCUUAGCACAUAUUUUUGUGACCAGCACUUUCCAGUCAUCUGACUCGCCUUACUACAUAGUCUAAAGGCUGCGACUAUUCGCACCCGGGUAGGAGAAGUGAGAGGUUGGGAUUAAAAAAACUAUUUAAAAUAUUAUUGUUGAGUUUGUAAGACAAAAUGAGACAUCAAAUGAAAGACAACUGAAUGGACUAUAUGUGUAUAAACUUACUUCUUCAGUUUAACUAACAUAAACUACCACAAAUGACAUCCGAAUGGCAUUGGUCUAAUGUGACCCGGGUGCGAAUGAUGUCACUGCUAUUUUGAUGUCAUUAGUGAUAGUUUAAUUUAGUUAAACUGAAGAAGUAAGUGUACAAAGUCUUACAAACCCAACAAUAAUAUUUUAAAUAGUUUUUAAUCCCAACCUCUCCCUUCUGGUACCCGGGUGCGAAUAGCCACUUUGUAGUCUAAAAUACCCUCAAUAUUGAGUUUUUUAAUUAAAAUUUAAUCUUAAUUGUGUUUUGAAAGAAAGAGAAAAAAAAUCUGAAGUGCCCAUCACUCUUAUCAAUGCUUAUUGCUCAAUAAAUUUUUUUAAAAUGUAAUUUUAUAAAAACAUAUGUUGUAUUUUUAUUAAAAUGCAACUAAAUUAUUUUUUAUCUUUUUGCAAGUGACUUCUUUUACCCUUCCCUUAACUUAAUUAUGUUCAGCCUUUGAAUAGUUCAUAUAAGAUUAGGUUUUUUUCCAAUUUUUUUCAGAACUGUCCAUUUUGAUGUUAUGAGAUACCUCUAUGAUUUCUUGUGAUAAGUGAAGGAAAAAUAGGGAAUCUGAUAGAUGGCAAGCUGUUGUUUGAUUAAAUUUUUAUUUUAAUAAUAUUUUUAUUUAUUUAUGUUCUUUGAAAACUUGUUACAUUACAUUGAAAUGUUUCCACUAAAAUAAAUAGAAUACACUUCAUUUGUGUCAGUUUUAGUUCUUCUAAUUAAAUUGAGUUAUAAAAGCAAAUUGAUAAAUAUUA